UUUCAUAAAUAUACUUCACAGUGGGCGAAAAGGGGAUCUGGAAGAGGAAGUAGAGUUAAUAAGGUAGAGGAUAUAGUAUGCUUUCUAUAUGAAAGCAGAGGUUAUUUUGCAAAUAAAUGUCUUUCAAAUGGUAAGAGAAUAUUGGGAGAAGAUAAUAAGACCAGUAUCUGUUAUUCUCAAAUGAUUAAGAAAGGGAGUUCCAUUAUAUCCAAGAAAUAUGAUAAGAUUGAUAAACCAACUGGACCCAAAACAAUAUACUUUUUCAAAGAAGAAGCAAAUAUAGUUAGAGCAAAAGCUAGUCAGAUUACAGAAGUCAAAAGCAAUAAGUUUAGUAGAUAUAGGGAAAAUUCAACCAAAAUAUCUCUUAGAGGUGAGUCUGGUAUUCUUAGUAGCAUAGCGGACAAAUCUAAAUUUG
Messenger RNA from Racocetra persica, 415 nucleotides. NCBI's taxonomy places the organism in Eukaryota, Fungi, Glomeromycota, Glomeromycetes, Diversisporales, Gigasporaceae. The record is from the annotation of a GenBank genome assembly.